AUGGUUGAAGCAGGAUCAGACAUUUCAUUCGAUUCACGAAAUCAAAUUUCAAAUACAAAAGAUGCUCCGCCGCCACCGUUAGGUUUUCCAGAUUAUCUUCCAUAUUUCAAGCGUUAUAUUGAUUCAAAAUGGUGUUAUCAUUCGAGUGCUGUUGCAACAGCAACAAUUAUCGAUGUUCAAGACAAAUUUGCAUUUCAAAUUGAUAUAUGGAGUUUAAUUGAACAACGAUGGUUAGAUUGGGAUGAAAAUCCCUAUCGAGGCGAAGAAACUCCGAACGAACCUGUCGGUGAUAUUUGGAGUUUCCACUUUAAUGUACCUAUAACAAUAAUAGAAGGAAAACGUACAGAUUAUAUAAACUUAUAUCAUACUCAAGACAAAACUAUAUGUCUAUCAUGCGAUGGGGCUGGUAUAAGAACUUGUUCAUCAUGUGAUGGCGCAGGGCAUAUCGACUGCAAUGUCUGCAAACGCUCAGGAACACAAGCAAACGGAGAGAAAUGUUCAAACUGUGAUGGUAGAGGCAUUACACAAUGUUCUAGUUGUGGUACAACGGGAAAACAAAAUUGUUCUCGAUGUGAUACAGUAGGUUGGCUAUUGAGAUGGGCUGUAAUACGCGUUAAGUGGUUUACAAUACACAGUGUGUUAUAUGAACAAAAUUCAACAUUGCCCGAGAAGCGAAUACGAAAGGCUCCAAAAACUGAUUUUUGCACACGAGACAUACCAUGGUCAACAGAUUACACACUUGAUAAUUACUCAGACCUGUUUAAAUAUAUACAGCAAUACUCACCGAUUCAGUUUCAAAAUCAUAUAACAGAAGAAUAUCAGAAAAAACAUUUAUCAAAAGCAGACAGAAGUGAUCGAAAAAUGGUUAAAUUAUCAUGUUCAAUUUCACAAAUACCAGUGAAAGAAAUUUUAUAUACAACAGGCAAUCAUAUUAAUAAAGCAGAUCCAAAAAAAGGUUAUAUAUUCCAAUAUUGUCAAUAUGGAAUUGAUAAAGAUGGUUUUCCAUUAAUUUAUGAAAAAGAUUAUCCACUUAACUGUUGCGGAUGUUUUGGCGAAAGAUGUGCAUGUCAAUGCCGUUGCGCAAUAUUGUAG
Messenger RNA from Didymodactylos carnosus, 1092 nucleotides. The record is from the annotation of a GenBank genome assembly. NCBI's taxonomy places the organism in Eukaryota, Metazoa, Rotifera, Eurotatoria, Philodinida, Philodinidae.